Closterium sp. Naga37s-1 is the source of this 1683-nucleotide messenger RNA. Lineage: Eukaryota; Viridiplantae; Streptophyta; Zygnematophyceae; Desmidiales; Closteriaceae. The record is from the annotation of a GenBank genome assembly.
AUGCCGGCCGAGCUAGCAGCUGUGGUGGAGAAAAGCCUCUGUGCCGUCUUGGCCCGCCACCAGCACCUGGAGGAGCUGCUCUCCCAGCCUGACACGUCAGCAGACGACCUGGCGAGAGCAGGCAAGGAGAUGAGCGAUCUGGCGCCAGCUGUCGCAAUCGCACUGGAGCUGCAGAAAAAGACAAAGGAGUUACAAGACUUGCACGCGCUACUAAAGGGACAAGGGCAGCCUUAUAACGAGGACAAUGACACAAAGGGAGGGAAGAGAGAAGGAGGCAGGGAGGCGGAUGAGGAGGACGAGGAGUUGAGAGCGAUGGUGUGGGAGGAGAUCGGGGUGGUGGGAGGGGAGAGGGAGGCACUGCUGCGGAGUGCAGUGAGGCGGAUAUUACCUAGGGACGAGGCGGACCAAAGAGGAUGCAUUGUGGAGGGUUCCGAGCUUCCCCUCCCCCCAACUCUCCCUCCUCCCCUUCGCCUUCUCGCCCCUUUUCCCCCCCAUUCAUCGCCACUCAACCCAUGCGUGUGUGCAAGCACAGGAGGCGACGAGGCAGCCCUAUUUGAGACGACUCAAAACCCGCCCCUCCCCUUCUCGCCCCCCUAUCCGCCCAUUCAUCGCCACUCAACCCAUGCGUGUGUGCAAGCACAGGAGGCGACGAGGCAGCCCUAUUUGAGACGACUCAAAACCCGCCCCUCCCCUUCUCGCCCCCCUAUCCGCCCAUUCAUCGCCACUCAACCCAUGCCACAGGAGGCGACGAGGCAGCCCUAUUUGAGACGACUCAAAACCCGCCCCUCCCCUUCUCGCCCCCCUAUCCGCCCAUUCAUCGCCACUCAACCCAUGCGUGUGUGCAAGCACAGGAGGCGACGAGGCAGCCCUAUUUGCGUCGACUCAAUACCUGCCCCUCCUCCCCUCUCCUCCUCUCGCCCUCCCUCCCCCAUUCAUCGCCACUCAACCCAUGUGUGUGCAGGCACAGGAGGCGACGAGGCAGCCCUGUUUGCAGCUGACGUGUUCCAAAUGUACCAGCGCUUCUGCGCUAAGCGGGGGUGGCAGUUUGAGGUUCUAGACGUCACAGAGAUUGAGAAGGGCGGAUACAAGGAAGCGAGUGCGAGUGUGUCAGGGGAAGGGGUGUUUGGGAGCCUCAAGUGGGAAAGUGGCGUGCACAGGGUGCAGCGAGUACCGGCCACUGAGAAAUCGGGCAGGGUGCACACGAGUGCUGCUACCGUGGCUGUGCUGCCCCAAGCUGACGAGGUGGACGUGCUAAUCCGCCAGGAGGAUCUGCGUAUCGACACGUACCGCAGCGGCGGGUGUGGAGGGCAGUCGGUGAACACGACCAACAGUGCCGUGCGCAUCACCCACUUGCCCUCGGGGCUUGUCGUGGCUAUACAGGACGAACGCUCUCAGCACAUGAACAAGGCCAAGGCGCUCAAGGUGCUGCGAGCACGGCUGUUUGACCUGCAGAGGAAGCAGGCCGAGGCGUCGCGGUCUCAGCUCAGACAUGGGCAGAUCGGCUCUGGCGAUCGCUCGGAGCGAAUCCGCACGUACAACUUCCCGCAGGGCCGAAUCACGGACCACCGCGUGGGCCUCACCCUGCACUCGCUGCCGCAGGUGCUCCAAGGGGAGGGCCUGGAGGCGUUUAUAGAGGCGCUGGAGGCAGCAGCAGAGAAGGAGGCGAUAGAUGGCCUGGCCAAG